This is a messenger RNA of Mesorhabditis belari, 2184 nucleotides long. The record is from the annotation of a GenBank genome assembly. Lineage: Eukaryota; Metazoa; Nematoda; Chromadorea; Rhabditida; Rhabditidae.
AUGAUAUAUCACAGUGAACGAUCGCGAUCCUCAAGACAACUUGAAGAGACAAAGAAAUUCGAUUUCUCAACGAAAGAGCCAAAAUUCGAAGAGGAGAAGAACAAUAACACCAAGGCAGCGCAAGUUUUCAUCCCGCAACAGCCUGGCCAUUCCACUUGGGGAGCGAUCGCCGGCGAGUUAAAAAAUCGACAAAAGAUUGCGAAGGUUCGUCCUACUCCACACAUUCGACUCGGCAUCACCAAAGCAAAUCCAUCGACAACAAGUGGAAUGGCGGUGAAAGAAGAAAGCGCUUCUCCUCACGCAAAAGCCCAUUCCGAUUACGCGCAAUUGGGCGAUUUCCAUUUGUGCUCACCAAAUUCCACAGCUCCGAACUCGAGCACUUCAAGUUUAUUAUUCCCAAAAGACGAAGACGCCGUGUCAGUUGCGGGAACGGUUUUCAACGAGCCUUGGGACAGUAAUGUUUGGGAGAAUCUAUUGGACUUGGCUCAGCACGGCGAUCCGCGGCCGAAUCGAAUGAACGAAACAAUCACUGAAGAGGAGGACACAAGCUCGGAUCGAACCGGGGAAAGCAGUCAGAUGCAGGAUUCGGACGAUGAAAUGGAUCUUCCCCUAUCAACGAGCUACUACAGCUCGUCCACACAACGCAAAAUCCCUUCCGAUCAUGUGACGGUGAAAGCAUGGGAGAAAGAGAACAGUCAUUAUAGCAAUUUCGCGACGAUCGACUCGAGACGCGAGGGCUCACAGAGGGGAACUUUGGGAAGAAAUCGGAUACCAAGCCCCGAACCGAGCAUGCAUUCGUUACCCCGCGCCGUUUCCCGUUUCUCUGAGGCCUGCAUGGGUAGUUUGGACGAUUUGCCUACCCUUCAAAAUCUCAAUUCUUUCUCGCCGUUGAUCUCGAGUCAACGAAAGAAGCCACAAACGGAAGAAUUCGGAGCGAUCACCAUUCAGAAAUAUGUGGAAAAACUAGCUGAAAGCAGUACAACGGUUUUUGGGGCCACAGUCCGACGUUUUAUCGAGUGCACAGUCGAGGGAGAGGAGUGUGAUCCAAUGGUUGUUGUUCGAAAUGUUCGCCAAUUCAUUAACGGAAUCAAGAACUACUUGGUGAAACAUGGAGAAGGCGAUUUGCAUGAGCUAAUCACCAUAGAAACAUCUCGUCUGAACGCGAAUCGAAUCCUCAACAUUGACGCUAUUCUUGAAGCCGUUUUGCACAAGAUUUUGCUGAGACCAGUGAAGCCACAUUUGUACCAUUUAAUGGUAAAAGAGCAAUCGAGAAGCGGAACACUCCAAGCUUUAUCUACGAAUCUCUCAUUGGCAAAGGGAAUGUCACUCAAAGAGCUCGGGUUUCGCAAUCCUGAACAGCUCGCGCAGCCAAACGCGAUGACAAUGGAGCAGAUUAAAGUGUGUCUACGGAAAAUGCAACACCACUAUUCACCAUUGAAGAAAUUCGAGAACUUAUUGAGAGCAGUUUCUCUUGUGGCUCAACCGGAUCGUUGGUCGUUGGAUGAGGAGAAUUCGGGAGGAGUGAACGGAUCGGAAACUCUUCAAAGAACGCAAUCGAUUCACAUUCCGAAUGCAGAUGAUCUCGUUCGCUGGUUUGUCUAUAUUCUUUCGAGAACGUCGACGGUUGGGUGUGAAGUGGAAGCGUGGUACAUGUGGGAGCUUCUACCGCAACAAAUGAUCACACAGGGCGACGCCUCAUUCUAUUUGGGCGCUCUCUUCUCCGCAGUUCACAUUCUCAAAAAUGCGGACGCGAUUCGGCGAAUGUCCGACGAUGCGAGCGUCAGAAGCACUUUGGACCUCUCUCGAGCGUGCACGUCAAACUCGUCUCUUUCAAGUGAUGCCUUUUUGAGGGUGGCCGUGCCCGAUGAAGUGAAUGGAUGCAUUCGCUACUGUACACUGCCCGGUGUUCCGCAAAUGACAGUAAGCAAAAUUUGCAAAGUGGUCGCUCAUCAACAAGGGAUCACGAACCCGGAGGACUAUGGAUUAUACAUUCUCCGCUCGGGUUUCGAGGACUGUCUUCAUCCCACCGAUUCCCCAUUCUUGGUUCGAGAAGUGGCGAGAAGCCAUCAAACACCGCAUCUCUUUGUCUACAAAAGACAUGACGCGAAAAUCGCCUGGCCUCAGCAAUUGCCCGUGGCGAGGAGUCCCGCCAUUGGUGGGCACACUUUGCCACAAUUAUCCAUC